UUUAAAAGUUGAUAGAAAUAGAAAGAAUUAUGGCUGAGCUCAGAAUUCAGUUCAGUCUGUCUAUGAUCAUAGCUGGUAUUCUGGCGGAGGUGGUCAGUGUAUUCUGGUACAAUAGCCACUCCCCUUGGGGACGAAGGACAGGGGACCGCUACAUGCUGGCAGCGAUUGUUUGUGACGCCGGUCUUGUUAUUGCCGUCAAGUUUAUUAUGGACUCUUUCUGGUCCGUCAGCCGUUGGGAGGAUGCUUUCGUUUUGGCACUAACUCUGGCUGCUAUAUACGGAUGCUUAGAAGGACCUCACGUUGUUCAUAACUCUCGGAGCUUCUCUUGGUUUUUCUUCCAUACCGUCCACAAGUUCUUGGUGGUGUUUGUUAUUGCCAUGACUCUGGUUUAUUUUAGUUAUUUGGGAUAGUCAACCACGUCCAAAUAGUUUACGAUGAAUUGUAGAUGUAUACAUAACUGGUAGAAUAGAUAAAUACAACACUCUUUCUGAAACUCCUUUUGUGAAUAGACCUUCUGACAUUUAGAAAUGAAGUUACAUCGAGUUUAAUGAAGUGAAAGAAUACAAGAAUGACUGUUUAGAGAGAUUAUGUCAUAAGAAUUUUUAAAUUUCAAGAUAUCUAAUGCUGAUAUUUUAUAUUAUACUUAUUUAGACUAGAAUUAUAUUUUCACCUUAUAUCUGUUUAAUACAUGAUGCACAAUUGUACGCAAUUUUACUUACCUCUCUAUAUACUCUGAUUAUUAUUUUUCUUUACUCACGUAGAAUUCCACGGCUGGACAAACCGUAUUAAUAUAUACCUCAAUUAGUCCUCUUUUUACAUAAUUAUAUACACUGUGUACAAUAUAUUAAAUGUUGUUGCAAAGAAGAUAAAAGAGUUUGUUUA
Molecule: messenger RNA, 882 nt
Organism: Saccostrea echinata
Lineage: Eukaryota; Metazoa; Mollusca; Bivalvia; Ostreida; Ostreidae
Exons: 3
Coding region: 30-410 (126 amino acids)
Source: RefSeq, a predicted model, not a curated record